This is a messenger RNA of Cyphomyrmex costatus, 551 nucleotides long. Its product is annotated as COX assembly mitochondrial protein homolog. NCBI's taxonomy places the organism in Eukaryota, Metazoa, Arthropoda, Insecta, Hymenoptera, Formicidae. Gene Ontology annotation, cellular component: mitochondrion. The transcript is spliced from 3 exons. Bases 73 to 447 code for a protein of 124 amino acids. The record is from RefSeq and is a predicted model, not a curated record.
AGCGAAAGAUCUUUCAACUUAGCUGUAAAAACACAUUUGUGUCUGCUAUUCUACUCCGAAAGCUCCAACAGCAUGAAGGAAUACUCGGUGCUUUCGCCGAAACUUGGCGGAGGACCGAAGGGAUUAGGUGAUCCUAACGACAAAAGUUUAAGGAAGGUAGAGAAAGAUGUGUUGGUACCUAAGUUGAUGCGAGAGAGAACCAAAUCCGAAAAGUGUGUCAACGAGGUUAAAGAAUUUCACGAUUGCUGUCUCAAAACUGGUCUACUGCACGUGGUAAAAUGUAGGAAAGAAAAUGAUAAGAUGAAGGCCUGUAUGGAGAAGUGGUUCUACAAUCAAGACUUUAUUAAAGAAUGUACAGAGCAGUAUCUGGAGGAAAGGAGUGAAUUUAGAAGAACUGGUAUUCCCAAAAAGCAAAGAAACAUAAGAUUGCAGAGCUCAUCAAUGUGAACAUACCAUUAACCAAUAGACAAUUGUACAGAGAUAUUAUCUAGAUUGUGUACAUUUUUCACUUACAUUUUUAGAUAUAAUCUAUGAUUGGUCUACCAAUAUUU